Molecule: messenger RNA, 899 nt
Organism: Phyllopteryx taeniolatus (common seadragon)
Lineage: Eukaryota; Metazoa; Chordata; Actinopteri; Syngnathiformes; Syngnathidae
Gene: gadd45bb
Product: growth arrest and DNA-damage-inducible, beta b
Exons: 4
Coding region: 98-505 (135 amino acids)
Biological process (GO): regulation of cell cycle
Cellular component (GO): cytoplasm; nucleus
Source: RefSeq, a predicted model, not a curated record
AAGUAGCCACAUUACAGCCAACUAACACGAAGUGCACUCGUUCUGCACAUUUCGUUCUCCAGAGGGGAGCUUGACUUCCAGCGUCAGGGACAACAGGAUGCAGUCGGUAGGUGUGGCCCUGGAGGAGCUGCUGGUUACGGCACAGAAACAAGAGUGCCUGACGGUCGGCAUCUACGAGUCAGCUCAACUUCUCAACAAGGACCCGGACAGCGUGGUCCUGUGCGUGCUGGCCGCCGACGGCGACGAGGCGGAUGUGGCUCUUCAGAUCCACUUCACGCUGCUGAAGUCGUUCUGCUGCGACAGCGGCAUCACCAUCCUGCGCGUAUCCGGCGUGCCGCGACUCCGCCGGCUGCUCGGCGGCACCGACCGGAACGGAGACAUUCACUGCAUGCUAGUCACGAACCCCCAGGCCGACCACUGCCGACUGCAGGAAGUUGGCAUCUACUGCCAGGAGAGCCUGCGCGUGGACCAGUGGGUACCUGAGCUGGCCCUGCAGGAGCGUUGAAACCAAACACAAACAAAAGUGGAUGUUUGCUCCCAGUUGAACUUUCAACAGCUGUGAAAAGGGCAACUGCAUCCUCCUCCCACGUAAACGAAUAAAAUGAGGCUGGAACUCAGGACACAUGACAAAGCUGGACUCCGGGAAAUCGGUUUAUGGAGGAGCCCGGCGCAGGGCAGCGCAGCCCAGCGUGUAUUUCGAAGAAUGAGACAGCAACGUGGCAAAGGUGAAAGAAACUAUGCAUGGCAUUCCCAUGGUUUGCAUUGACGCACGCAAAAACUUGAAUUGUUUUUCUAUUUAUGUCUGUGCUUUAACAUCCAUGAGUGUUCAGUCGAAAUGUACUGUAUGUGUUGGCUGCCUGUGGUUAUUUAACUUCAUUAAAUUAUUUUUUUUCAUGUCA